GCACAGGGCAGUACACAGCAGAGCAUGGCUGUCACUGGGGACGAGAGCGACACAGGCACUGCCAGUGACCUGUCUGCCCACCACCUGCGUAACCCUGCCACUAGCUCCUUCUGCCAGAGCGAGGAGGGGACCAGUGCACACGACUCCAAACAUCUAACGGAGGAUGCAAUCCACAAGCGGGCCAUCCGCCUCAUGAAGAACAGGGAGGCUGCCAGGGAAUGCCGACGCAAGAAAAAGGAGUAUGUCAGAUGUCUGGAAACCCGCGUUGCCCUGUUGGAAGACCAAAACAAAGCUCUCAUGGAUGAACUACGCAACUUAAAGCUGUUAUACCGGCACCACUGAAGAAUUCGGACAUUUUGGGAAUUUUUUGUCACUUUUUCAUAGCACACACCAACUGUCCUUUAUGUACAACAUGUGACAUACCACCAGCAAAUAAAAUAAAAUAAAAAAUGUUACAAAAAGUACAAAAACGUUUACAGAAUAAGCAAAAAAAAAAAAAAGGCACAAUUGUUGGAACUGCACAAACACAUGAUUUCACAAUUUAUUGCUAAUUUUGACCUUACUGUAGAGUCUAAUACGUAAACACAUUUGAAAAUUGAAAUGCCUUACAGUCAAAAUUAGUAACACUUCAAAAUUUAAACUUUUUUGCUCUCUGAUUUAUUUAUUGUAUAUUUUGUGUUGUUAUUGACAUUUCUGUGUUGUAUAUGUGCUAAGUUAAGAUGUAAUCUUUGAAUGUAGGGUUUGUGUAUUUGGCUAUUUCUACUAAGCUACAACUACUUCUCCACCAAGACAGGCAAAUGUUUUUUUUGUUUUUUUUCAUUGAUGCCGGUUUUGCUAGUAGGACUACUCGGUGCUUAAAUAUUCAAAUGAGUUGGUGUGAAAAUGACAGAGAAUGUCAUAUUUGCCGCUUUGAGAGAUACAUUUCUCUGCCCUUGGCCAAAACUUUAUUGUGUAUUGCGCAAACCUUUUAAAUGGUG
Periophthalmus magnuspinnatus is the source of this 977-nucleotide messenger RNA. RefSeq names its product cAMP-responsive element modulator-like. Gene Ontology annotation, biological process: regulation of transcription by RNA polymerase II. Gene Ontology annotation, molecular function: DNA-binding transcription factor activity, RNA polymerase II-specific; RNA polymerase II cis-regulatory region sequence-specific DNA binding. NCBI's taxonomy places the organism in Eukaryota, Metazoa, Chordata, Actinopteri, Gobiiformes, Gobiidae. The coding region runs from base 25 to 342 and encodes 105 amino acids. The transcript has 3 exons. Gene Ontology annotation, cellular component: nucleus; transcription regulator complex. The record is from RefSeq and is a predicted model, not a curated record.